Molecule: messenger RNA, 2973 nt
Organism: Oryzias latipes (Japanese medaka)
Lineage: Eukaryota; Metazoa; Chordata; Actinopteri; Beloniformes; Adrianichthyidae
Gene: csf3r
Product: colony stimulating factor 3 receptor
Molecular function (GO): protein binding
Source: RefSeq, a predicted model, not a curated record
UUCAUGAAUUCAGAAACAAGGAUGUUGCUGCUGCAGAAGCAGCUUGGCUAACCAAGCCACACGUACGUCCAACAGUCAACAGUUGAGUCACACAGCCUCAUCAGAGCUGGUGAACACUGUUUGCUCCUGCAUCUGCUGCUGCAUGAGAUGCAGGAAUGCUGUGAAAACAUGUCUGGCUCUUGUUGCCAGGGCUUUAUGAGCCAGCAAAGCAUUUAGGUGAAAUUCGUCAUUCCCUUCUUGUGUAAUGUAGAUUUGCCACAAUGAUAGUUACAUGGAUGCUACUGAUUGCCAUGCUGGUGGCGCUGGUAAACGGAGCUUGGAAUGGUGACAACUUGAAUCGCUGUGCAGAUGUCCAGUCGUCAAGCCCUGUGGUACCCCUAGGGUCACCAGUCAAUGCCACCUGUGUCGUCGACAAGGGUUGCCCUCUUUUCUUGGGACAGGCUGUUCAACUUGAAUGGCUUCUUGACAGUGAAGUUAUUCCUGGCAGUACUGAGUUCAACAAGAAUGAGACGAAGUCCACAGUUGCCAUUUCAAGCUUUAAUCACACGAAGGCCGUUCUCACGUGCUACAUCAAAAACUUUGACCAGAUUGUGGGAGGAGUGCAGAUCCAUGCUGGAUAUCCACCAGAAGUGCCACAAAAUCUUAGUUGUCAGGCAAACCUUACCAGACCCAUCUCUCUGACCUGCAGCUGGGAUCCUGGGGAGCUGCAGACGUAUCUUCACACAUCUUACUCUCUCCAUAGUAAAACAAGGGAAUCAAACUACACUUAUGAAGCUCCUGCAGGAGUGCACCGCUAUACAAUCCCCCGCUCUGACCUGAGUCUCUUCUCUGACAUGAACAUAUACGUGAAGGCUGUGAAUGAACUUGGUCAGGCAAUUUCAACUGCCAUCACUUUGGAACCAGUCAGUUCAGCCAAGCUUGACCCACCAAAAAUCGAGUGGAUCACGGUAUGUAAAAAACCUGGCUGUCUGCAGCUGAAGUGGAUUCUGAUUCAAAACAGUUGGAUACACAUCCGAAGUCUAAAUCUGGAAGUCUUAGUUAAGGCAGCAGACAGCAGCAAUUUGCCCAUCAAACAGAUUGACUGCAAUAAGACCAAAAAUUGUGAUGUGGUGACCCUUCGCUCCCUCCUUCAUGGGACUCAGUACUGGGUCCAAAUCAGAGUCAGGGUCAAGAAAGGUCCCUGGAGUGAGUGGAGCAGCAGCCAAACUGGAGUCACUUUGGAGUCAGCCCCCACUGGACGCUUUGAUACAUUGGCAAACGUAUCCUGGUAUCGCAAACCCACUCAACUAAACAUAAGUUUGUUCUGGAAGCCAUCAAAACAAUUUAAUGCAAAUGGACAAAAUAUCUCAUACAUUAUCUCAAGGUCUCAUAAACCACAACUGGGAAUUCUGUGCUCAACAAGUUGGAAGUACUGCACUUUCCCGCUCUCUUCGAGAGUGAAGAAAGUCUAUCUGACUGCUGUUAAUAGAGCUGGAAAAUCCCCUCCGACAGUAAUUCACAUUUACCCACCUCAAGAUCAAACUACAAUACAAGAUGUCACAGCUGUUCCUUUAGAUAACCAGUCAUUUCUGGUCCACUGGACACAUUUGGUCUCGACAGAUCUCACUGGUUUUGUGGUGGAAUGGAGACCGAUGUUAAAGGAAAAUCUCUCCCAUGUCCAUUUUGAAAAAGUGGACAAAAACCAAACUAAACUUAUUUUAGCAGGCAACUUUGAGCCCUACAAGCCCUAUCGCAUCUCUGUAUAUCCACGUUAUAAGCAUGGGAUCGGUCUUUCACACUCUGUUAUGGCCUACUUGAGGCAAAAGGCUCCAUCCACAGUUCCGGAAAUAAAAAUUAAAAACACUUGGAUGUCCUCCGUUGAGCUUACUUGGGAAAAAAUCCCUUUAGAUCAACAGAAUGGAUUUAUCCAGCACUACACAAUCUUCUACUGGGGGGAGAAAGAAGCUCUUAAGGUUCAGACUGCAGACUCGAAAACAACAGAAAUUAUCCUGAAAAACCUUAAGCCUGAAUCUCUGUAUACAGCUUUCAUGAUGCUUGGCACAUUUGGAGGCAGCCUCAACGGCUCCACAAUUACUUUCAAAACGGACCACUUUGAUAUGAUGAUAACCGGAUCUGGAGUAGGAGUUUUAUUGAUCAUCAUCAUCGCUUUCUUAGCAUUUUUCUCCAUACAAAAAAGCAGAAUAAAGGUUCGACUUUGGCCAGAUGUUCCAGAUCCAGCUAACAGCAGCAUUAAGAGAUGGCCGCCAGAAUCAACCCAGUACACUCGUGGCUCGUGGAACAAUGACGAGCCAAAUCCGAAAUACUUAUCUCAUCUAAGCUUUCUGGAUCUCACCACUAAGCUGAGCAAAGAGGAGGAUGAUCUUUGGUUCAACAGUACGGAGGACACCAGUGAUUUAGGAGAGUCCCUUUGUGGUUCCCCGCUUAUCCCUGAAUACACAGCUUCAAACAGCAGCUCUGUUCCCUAUGCUACUGUGAUAUUCAGCGCUCCCUGCAACAGUCCAGCUCCAGAAGAACCCCCUGCAUAUCUGCGCUCUGAGUCUACGCAGCCCCUCCUCGAAAGAGAAGAAUCUUUUAGUCCACAGUGCUAUCAGAAUGUGGUAUCUGGGGUCAAAUCUGAGCAGUGUUUCUUUGGACAAUUCCAGGAUUACAUACCUGAAACUGUAGACGAUCCUGCCAUUGCCUGGGAUGACUUUCCAUUUCUUAGCGCAUUAUCCAUGUAUGAUAAUGAGAGUGACUGAAGCUCUUUUGCUCAUGCUUGAAAAAUGAUGAUUUUACAAAAGUAAUUGGAUAACCACAAUGUCACAUUUGUAUACGAUAAGGGAAUUCUGUUGAAGUUACAAUCAUUUGAUAUUAAGGAAUUUUAAGGAUUGUUCAAAAUGUAUCUUUAAUUGAAAGAAGUUGAUUCAAAUGGGAUUAAUUUUGACUGCUGUUUUCUUUAAAAUAAAAGAGGUGCCAUUUCAAUCUGACACACCA